AUGGGCGACCACGCCUCACUAGAAAUGUCGGCAGCAUACGACUUUCUCCUCAAGUUCAUCAUCAUCGGCGAGGCGGGUACAGGCAAGUCGUGUUUACUCCACCAUUUCAUCCACAACCAGUUUAAGGACCAGUCAGCACAUACCAUCGGCGUCGAGUUCUCCAGUCGGCUCAUCAAAAUCGGCAACAAGGGCGUCAAGCUUCAGCUUUGGGAUACAGCAGGUCAGGAACGCUUUCGCUCCGUGACGAGGAGCUACUACCGCGGUGCUGCAGGUGCGCUGCUUGUUUAUGAUAUCACAAAACGCUCGACAUUCGAACCACUCUCUCGGUGGCUCACAGAUGCACGUGCGCUAGCGUCACCGGACCUCGUCGUCGUGUUGGUCGGAAACAAGACGGACCGCGGCGAAGACGAACGUGAGGUCGGCUAUUUGGAAGCCAGCAAGUGGGCCAAUGAGAAUGGCGUUCUGUUCCUCGAGACGUCUUCCAUGACGGGCGAGAAUGUCGAAGCCCCGUUUGCGCUCGCAGCGAGGAGCAUCUUGUUGGCGAUCGAGUCGGGUAAGUUGGAUCCCGAGAAGGCCGGAUCUGGCGUCUCGUACGGAGACCGAGCAUUGAGGAGGGUCGGCAGCGGAAGUAGGUUCAGCUUUGCAGAUAUGGAUCCCAGCACCAUUCGACCCAACAGGCGGGGCGGCGCAGCGGUCAAGAUCAAGGAGGUCUUUGGUGACAGGCUGGGUGGCUGCUGUUAA
Sporisorium graminicola is the source of this 741-nucleotide messenger RNA. RefSeq lists its product as uncharacterized. The record is from RefSeq and is a predicted model, not a curated record. NCBI's taxonomy places the organism in Eukaryota, Fungi, Basidiomycota, Ustilaginomycetes, Ustilaginales, Ustilaginaceae. The transcript has 2 exons. Gene Ontology annotation, cellular component: endosome. Gene Ontology annotation, biological process: regulation of endocytosis; Rab protein signal transduction. Gene Ontology annotation, molecular function: GTP binding; GTPase activity. The coding region runs from base 1 to 741 and encodes 246 amino acids.